CUGUAUGGGGAAUACAGUGAGCACCCGGGUGGGUCUGGCCGGAGAGAGGCCACCCGACUGCUAACAGAGAGACAAUGGAAGAAACACGACCAUGGUCACCAUCCGCAGCAUCGCCAUGGCCACCAUCACCACGGCCACCACCAUGGCCACCCCCACGGUCACAGACAUGGACACGGGCACCACAGUAGGCACAGGGGUCGGCAUCACUCGGAUGAGGCGGGACAUGCACAUAUGGCUACAGAGCAAGGCAACCCUUUGUCUAUAAAGAAACGCCGCUCCUACUCAAAGUGCAGAGGUGAGGAGUCCAAGCUCAGUAAAGUCGCUGGUGUUAAAUUAACUCUAACAGUGUUAAAGUGAAUCAUGUCUGUCAUGGUGUUUUCUCAGACUGUGUAGCGCGGGUACAGAGGUUCCUGGUCACCAAGCUGGGAGAGGACUGGAUCUUCCUGGUGCUGCUGGGCAUCUCAAUGGCGCUGGUCAGCUGGACCAUGGACUACACCAGCGCCAAGAGUCUACAAUGUACUACAAUACCCACAAUGCAACACACACACACUAAACAAUCCUGUUUUAUGAUGAUGCAAUAUGCUUUUAUAAUGCUUGCAUUCAAGCCACUGAACCGGCAGCUCAUACAGUUGCAUGAAUGCUUUUACAGCAUAAAUAAUUAUCUAACCAGACACCUGGUUGCUUAUUGUCGGAGGGUUAGUGUGAGUGAUUAUCGAAAAGGGUUGCAAAAUAGUUCUGUGGUAACCUGAUAUGCUCAAUUAAACUUGCAAAACAAACAUUGCAAAAUUAUGAAAUUAUGUUUACAGUCAUUACCCAUAUAAGGGAGUUUAGUGAAGUUUGGACCGCUAUUGUUCUAAUUUUAUAUGCUACCUCUCAGUGAUAUUAUUCAUAAACACAGAGUACAUUUUCACUGAUACGUGGAUGAUACACAUCUGUGCAUUGUAAAAAAAUAUUUGUUGAUUCAACUUACAAAUGUUUGUUAACAGGCUACCUUAAAAUUCCAUGUCAAGUCCAAUUCGGAUUUUGUGUGGAGUUAACUUCAUCUAAAGUUCUUCAACCUGGUAAAGUUAGUGGAACUGACAAAUGUGGAUUUAAUAACUUGUUGAAUGAACUCCGUACUUUUAGUCAAAUUAACAGAUUAUUUUUAGUUGUGCUAACAAAUCUACUCAAGUUGUGUAGAGGACAAGUAUUUGCUAGUCUGAAAAACUAAACAAAGUUUUUUCAACUUACCAAAGUUUGUUACCAGGCUGCCUUAAAAUGUUAAGUUGUGUCAACUUCCAGAACUGACUAAGUCUUUGAAAUGAUAUGAUAGAAAUUUCAGUGGGGAACAUUAUGCUCCCAUCUGUCUCUUGCUCAUGUGUGAGCUUUUUCGCCAGUUUUGAAAUUGACAGUAUACUCAACCAACCAACAGAUCACUUUACCUACAAUAGCAUUCUCAGUAACAGUAGGCAGGUUUCCAUUGACCCAGGUUUAUUAGACAAAAGCAAUGACGCAAAAAAAAAUAUUUGCAACAUAUGUAAAGGAAAUGGCAGAUUUCUUUUUUCGAACUGUAAAAAACAUUUUGACAAAUGUUGAUGGAAACUGUGUUUUCCGAAUAAAUGAUGAUUGACAAAUCAAUUUGAAGGUACGUGGGGCACGUGAUAUCACCGCAUAACUAUAAAGCGCCACUCCACAUUUCAUUCUAAAUACCUACUGCUUGCAAGAAAAAGUUUUACUAUAAAAAAAUAAUGUUUCUUUGCAGGACAAGGAUUGUCCUGACUUUCAAGAAUACCUGAAUUGCUUCACCUUGCUUUUCUGGUUGGCUGGCAAGUUUCACCAUCCAAUUAUUUUAGAUCUAUAGGAGUAGGACGGAUCGUGGCGGUACAUUUACAUUACAUUUUAGUCAUUUAGCAGACGCUCUUAUCCAGAGCGACUUACAGUUAGUGAGUGCAUUUAUUAUUAUUAUUAUUUUUAUUUUUUUCAUACUGGCCCCCCGUGGGAAACGAACCCACAACCCUGGCGUUGCAAACGCCAUGCUCUACCAACUGAGCUACAUCCCUGCCGGCCAUUCCCUCCCCUACACUGGACGACGCUGGGCCAAUUGUGCGCCGCCCCACAUGAGCACAUGGCACAUGAGAAUUAUUAGAAUAUGUAUUAGUGGAUUUAUACAACGGGUGGGUCUAAUCCUGAAUGCUGAUUGGUUAAAACCGCAUUCCAGCCGGUGUCUAUUCCACAAAUUACCACCGGCUAAAUCUAUGACGUUAAAAUGCCCAUUUACUCUGUUCCAUCUGACUGCGCAAUCCGCUCUCUCAUCAACCCAGCCAGGCACUUUAUAAACUUGAUCUCCACUGUAAAAAGCAUUCAGAAAUUAUCUCAAAUUUGUUUUAGACUAACAUUUAGUUUUCAACAGCGGAGAUUUGUAUAAACCUUGCUGUCUGUCUCUGACAUUUGCAACAUUGUUUCAUUAGAGAACACAUUUUCUUUGCCAGGCGAAAUUACCCCUCAUUAGUUCAUUGUUAUGGAUGUUUUCAAAUAAAUGUCAAUAGAAAACAGCUUAAACAAAUGCAAAUGCAGCUACUGUUGUUAUUCUGGCUGCACUGUCUAACGUGACUAAGUUAGCCGUAGUUGGCUAGCUAGCGAGCUAUUUUCUAUGUGAACUUUCUAAAUGUCGACAAAUAAAUCACUGGGCAAGUUAAUGGAAACAAAGCUACUGACAGAAACGUUUUACUUGUUCCUUUUUACAUGUGGUUGUUUAUCUACCUAUGUUGAAUGCACUAACUGAAGUCGCUCUGGAUAAAAGCGUCUGCUAAAUGUCCAUUUUUGUUAUAUAAAACGCACAGUUGCAAAGUAUGCUGGGUAUUAUUAUAAUGAGCCCCGCCCCCCCCCAAAAAAAAUAAUAAUAAUUUAAGUCCUCUGAACUUGACAUUUUCAGUCAACACUACUGUUAUGUUGCUUCCGUUGAUUUGACUUCAUGGUUGUGAAUUUCUAAGUUGAGUAAAUAUUGUUUUUUGCUAACUCAAUUAGAUUUAAUACGUUUUGACAUUUUGAAGACAUUUAUUGUCAACUCAACACAUUAUUCAAAUGUAUUUUACUUGGCUAGACAAAACUAGUCAUUUUGACUGAAUCUCAAUAUCUUUUUUUUACAUUCUUCCUUCCCCCCUCUGUUUUUCUCACAUUCUCCUCUACCUUCCUGCUUUUUCUCACAUUCCUUCACAUGCCUCACCCCCCCCCCAGUGUAUAAGUGGAUUCACUGGGAGCUGAGGGGUAAUGUCCUGCUCCAGUACCUGGCCUGGGUCAGCUAUCCCAUGGUGCUCAUCAUGUUCGCCUCCAUCUUCUGCCACCUGGUCGCCCCGCAAGCCAUCGGUGUGUACGUGCUCACGCGCUCAAUGCUUACUGCUUCCUUUCCCCAUCACCCGCCACCCCUAAUGAUCUGUUACCCGCAAUCUGUUAUCCAUUGAUCUUCUCCCCUCUCUGCAUGUGUACCUACCUAGCCCUGGCCUCACACACUGAUGUCCUCACUGUCUAUCUAGAGUUAUGACCCUUUCUUGUUGUUGAGUCAACAUAUCUUUUGUUUUCCUGUAAAACAACAAUUGUGUAAUUCUUUCUCUUCCCUGACCUCUUUUCACCUCCCCACCCUGUCUGUCUCUCUGUCUCUCUGUCUCUCUCUCUCUCUCUCUCUCUCUCUCUCUCUCAGGCUCUGGUAUUCCUGAGCUGAAGACCAUUCUCAGAGGGGUAGUGCUGAAGGAGUAUCUGACUCUCAAGGCUUUUGCUGCCAAAGUCAUUGGUCUGACUGCAGGUCUGGGCAGUGGGAUGCCAGUGGGGAAAGAGGUGGGUUACACUCACUCACAUCAGAUUCCCUGAUUACAGCUAUCUAAAAAAAGACUACAAGUUUUCUUGUUUCUGCCCCCUUUUCUAUUUUGCUUCCCAAGGGCCCAUUUGUUCAUAUAGCCAGCAUCUGUGCUGCUGUACUGAGCAAGUGUAUGACAUUCUUCUCAGGAGUCCAUCAGGUUAGCAUUUACCUGACCAGCAUUGAAAAUAACAAGGACAUUACAGUUUUGUCGGAUCACUUUGCAUUAUGCUUUUAGGCGUUUUUCAUUUACUUUCUCUUUUCCUCCCUUACUUGUAUGGGAUCCUCUUAUCCCUUUCCCUCUAUCUGUCUGUCCCUUCCUCUCACUCUCUUCCUCUCCCCUCCUCUCUCUACCUUACCUCUCUGUCACCCUCGCUCUGUGUGCCAGUAGAGCCCAUACUGCUACACAGACAUCCUCACAGUUGGCUGUGCAGUUGGGGUGGGCUGCUGUUUCGGUACCCCUCUUGGAGGUACAACAUUAUUUUCCUUUUCCUCCUCUCUAUUCACAUUCCAUUCAUCUAGAAUAAAGCAAGCUACAAAAUCAGCUGAAACAAUUGUCGUGUCUGAAAGUCAAUAUAGGCAUAGUGCUGAAAUCGCCUCAGUUAGAUGUAUUUGUGACAGGUCAUCAUAACAACAAGCCUUCAGUGUACAGUAAAUAUGCAAUCUAGCCUUUGACUACAUGCCACAUUUUAUAAUAUAAUAUCUGAAUGAUAUUUUACUUGUCUUUCUUUGAUCCUGUUGUGUCCACCAGGGGUGCUGUUCAGCAUAGAGGUGACUUCCACUUACUUUGCUGUGAGGAACUACUGGAGAGGUUAUUUUGCUGCCACCUUCAGUGCCUUCAUCUUCAGAGUGCUCUCUGUGUUCAACAAAGAUGCAGGUGGGUUAAUGUACUAUGACAUCACUAUGGGAUGCAAGCUUUUUGGUAAACACAUAACACUUUGUGACGUCUGUCUACAAACAUGUUUGGCUAGAGGGCACCCUUUCCCAUAGAACCAUAUCUGUGAAACUAUAUAGGCCUAUUCAGGUAUGAUAAUGAAAGCAGAAAUUCUGCUAGGUGGUGCCCUCUGGUUUCCUCUAUGAUGUAUAGUAUGCAUGUAUAAAUUCUAAGACUCUCUCUGUCUCUCUAUUUACCUCUUCCCCCUGUCCUCUCAUCCACUAUAGUCACCAUCACUGCUCUCUUCCGCACCAAGUUCCGCAUGGAUUUCCCCUUUGACCUCCAGGAGCUGCCAGCAUUUGCCAUCAUCGGGUGAGAGAAAGGGUCAAGAGGGGGCCCCAGGAGCGUGGUGAGGGCACGGUGACCACACUGUGCGUAGUUCUUUGUCACAACCCAACAUGAAUGCAUAAUCUCAGUCUAUGUGCCAUAAAUCUCUUAUAUUGGUAGUUAUUAUAAGAACUGAGAUGCUGUGAAUGGUUUUUCUUGCUAGUGUUCUUGCUUCAGCUUCCUAGACUACAGAUCUAUCAAUAAAUAUAGGCUAGAUCAACACUAACUAAAUUAACAGCUGAAGCAAGCGCAUAUACACUGAGUGUACAAAACAUUAAGAACACAUGCUCUUUCCAUGACAUAGACUGACCAGGUGAAUCCAGGUGAAAACUAUGAUCCCUUAUUGAUGUCACCUGUUAAGUCCACUUCAAUUAGUGUUGAUAAAGGGGAGGAGACAGGUUAAAGAAGGAUUUUUAAGCCUUGAGACAAUUGAGACAUGGAUUAUGUAUGUGUGCCAUUCAGAGGGUGAAUGGGCAAUACGAAAGAUUUAAGUGCCUUUGAACGGAUUAUGGUAGUAGGUGCCAGGCGCACCGAUUUAUGUCAAGAACUUCAACACUGCUGGGUUUUUCAUGCUCAAGAAUGGUCCACCACCCUAAGGACAUCCAACCAACUUGACACAACUGUGGGAAGCAUUGAAGUCAACAUGGGCCAGCAUCCCUGUGGAACGCUUUUGACACCUUGUAGAGUCCAUUCCCCAAUUAAUUGAGGCUGUUCUGAGGGCAAGAGGGGGGAGGGGUGCGCAACUAAAUAUUAGAAAGGUGUUCUUAAUGUUUUGUACACUCAGUGUUUAUUCUUUAGAAAAUGUAAAUUUUUUGUUCUUAUUUGGACCUUGGGAGUGAGUGAGGUAAAGGUCCUGGUGGUUGUCUCUUCAGGAUCUCCUGCGGGUUCCUGGGGGCCUUCUUCGUCUGGCUGAACCGCCAGGUGGUGCUGUUCAUGAGGAAACCCAAUGCCAUGACACGCUUCCUCACCAGACAGUGAGUACCAGGGAUGGGGGAUGGAUUUUGAUGGGACACUUGAGGAAAAUGCACACCUGAAUUGGAGAGGAUCAGGCUAUGGACUUAGAUUGGAAUCUAAAUAGAAUAGAAUAUAAUUAUUCAUUGUCCUCCCCCAAAUAAAUUAUUGUUGCCGACUGGUAGAUUUUACAAAAACAAACAGAAAAUCAAACCAUCACCCAGACAUUGAUUGAUCCAUCUAUAAGCAGUCGGUGGUCUCUGAAAAAGAAACUAGUUACACACUCUCGCUCCAAUACAAAUGAAUGAUUUAGCAGCAACCAGUGCAGCUGCUUUUGUCAGAGCUGCACAUAGUUACACUGUAGAUGAUGGACGGGAGCACUGAAAUUAGGCCAACAGAGAGCAGGACGGGGUAAUUAUAUUGUCAGCUUUGAAAGUGUUAAAUUGGUGCUUGUUCUUAGGCCUGUCCUACUGGGAGACAGAGGGGGGUUAUCUUAUCUUAUAGGAGGAGAAGCAGGACAUUUUUGAAGAGGGUAUUGUGGCAUAGGUUGCAGUUAUAUUGAGAAGGUUAUACAGUGCCUUCAGAAAGUAUUCACACCCCUUGACUUUUUCCACAUUUUGUUGUUUUACAUAACGGGAUUAAAAUGGAUUUGUCAUUUUUUGUCAAAUAUCUACACGAAAUACUCUAAUGUCAAAUUGGAAGAAAAAAUCUUUUUUUUUUGUGGAAAAUAAAACACUAAUAUAUUUUGAUUAUAUUUUAUAAUUCUUCAAGCUCUGUCAAGUUGUUUGUUGAUUAUUGCUAGACAGCCAUUUAAAAGUCUUGCCAUAGAUUUUCAAGCCGAUUUAAGUCAUAACUGUAAAUAGGCCACUUAGGAACAUUCAAUGUCUUCUUGGUAAGUGAGUAAUUGUCCCGCUGAACGGUGGAUUUCUCUCCUAGUGUCUGUUGGAAAGUAGUCUGAACCAGGUUUUCCUUUAGGGCUUUGCCUGUGCUUAGCUCUAUUCCUUUUCUUUUUAUCCUAAAAAAACUAAAUUGCCGAUGACAAGCAUACCCAUAACAUGAUGCAGCCAAAACCAUGCUUGAAAAUAUUAAGAGUGGUACUCAGUGAUGUGUUGUGUUGGAUUUGCCCCAAACAUAAUGCUUUGUAUUCAGGACAAAAAGUUAAUUUCUUUACCAUAUUUUUUGCAGUAUUACUUUAGUGCUUUGUUGCAAACAGGAUGUACUGUAUGUUCUGGAAUAUUUGUAUUCUGUACAGGCUUCCUUAUUUUCACUAUGUAAUUUAGGUUAGUAUUGUGGAGUAACUACAAUGCUGUUGAUCCAUCCUCAGUUUUCUCCUAUCACAACUAUUUAACGCUGUAACUGGUUUAAAAUCACCAUUGGCUUUCCUACCUGUCAACUGAGUUAGGAAGGAGGCCUGUAUCUUUGUAGUGAUUCCAAAGUGUAAUUAAUAACUUCACCAUGCUCAAAGGGAUAUUCAAUAUCUGACUUGUUAAGCUAAUUUUUACUCCUGAAAUUAUUUAGGUUUGCCAUAACAGAGGUUGAAUACACAUACAAUCCGGCGUUGCAAGCGCCCUCUGCCAACUGAGCUACAGGGAUAUAGAGUUGAAACAUAGAGUUGAAAGAGAAUGGCUGUUUUUAAUCCUUAUUCUUUCACCAGCCGACUGAUUUUCCCUGGUGUUGUGACGUUAGUGAUAGCCACCUUGACCUUUCCCCCUGGAUUUGGACAAUUCAUGGCUGGAGAGGUCAGAUUUCAAAUUAAAUUUUGUUUGCCCAUUUUUGUGUUAUCUGUCACUAUGUUAAAAUGAAUAUACUCUGUAGAAGAUCCUAUUUAUCGGGAUGUGAAAACACGUAACACUUAUGAAUACGCAUAAAUGUUAUAUAGUGUUACGAAAAUUGUUAUGCGACUUAUUCUAUUCCCAAUCAUGAAAAACAUAACUGCAGAGACACAUUCAUAGGAUUAUCUAAAGAGUAUAACUGUUUACUUAAAUGUGUGAAUUGUUAGCGCUGUCAUUUCAACCCAAAACAUUUAUGUGAUGACGUUAAACUCAUUGGAUUUGAAAAGGCAGGUAAGGGCAUUUCGUAUUUUUUUCACCCAACUUUUAACCUAAAUUCUGGGAGUCGAAGCAAGUACAGGGAGUGAAUUUAAUAAUAAAUGAAACACGAGUAGCGUACAGACAUGAAACACAGGAACAGAAGCAAUAACGCCUGGGGAAUGAACCAAAGGGAGUAACAGAUAUUGAUAGGGGAGGUAAUCAGGAAGGUGAUGGAGUCCAGGUGAGUCUCAUGAGGCGCGUAACGAUGGUGACAGGUGUGCGUAAUAAUGAGCAGACUGGCGACCUCGAACGCCGGAGACAAAAUCCAAUGACAUGGUUGGCAUUUUUUUUUUAUUUCACAUUGAAUUCACGUUAGUUGACAACUCAACCAAAUGUACAUCAAAGCUAGACAUCGCACUAACGUCUGUGCACAGUGGCUGGCUACCAUUACCAGUAUGUUUCUGCUCUCAUGAGAAUUCCACAAGGAGUUACAUUUUACAUUUUAGUCAUUUAGCAGACGCUCUUAUCCAGAGCGACUUCCAAUUAGUGAGUGCAUACAUGGACUGGGUAGAAUCUAGAUGCUCAAUAUUAGCUGGAUAUUAAUUGAAGAAGCCUCUUUGCCCAGCCAUGCAGAAAUAAACCUAGGUUAAUCAUGUAUUUUGAGAAUGAAUGAGGUGUGUUUAAAGCAGCCAGAAAUAACUGUGUGGGUGGCAUCUUCACCCUCAAGCUACGAUGUUUAGCACCUUUUUAAGAUGGGACUUGUGCCCCAUUUCUACGGUGCUAAAAUGCAGAGGUAUUUCGAAAACCGACCAUUUUGCUCACAUUACAGUAUUCGCAUUUAUUUCAAAACCUCUCUUUUGGCAAUAUAUUGAAUAGGCCUAUGGGUUGACAUAUGUGAUGCACACAAAGCAAACUUCAUCUGCAGUAUUUUGAAUAAGUUCUGACUACAGUACAGUUGGUUUUGUCAAAAUAUCACUAUAUUUAUAUAUUUAAACUAUUCAUUACACGUUUUAAGUGGUUUUCAUUAAAACGUUUUAACAGUGUUUUUCAUUAAAACGUUUUAACAGCAUUUGCCAUUACUUUUCCCUCAUCCGUUCCCUUAUUUCAUGCCACAUAUAGCUGAUGCCCAGAGAAUGCAUAAACUCACUGUUUGACAACUUCACCUGGACCAAAAUCUGGGGUUCCCCCCAUCCCCCCGGCCUGGGGCGCUCCUCUGCCUGGCUGCACCCCGACGUCAGCGUCUUCGUCAUCCUCCUCCUCUUCUUCAUCAUGAAGGUAGCGCUCCUCAUUCACCUACUCCUUCUUUUUUUCCACACCGUAGCGUUUGUCAGUAUAGUCACACAUUGCACAUAGCGUCACUCAGUACAAUGACAGACUCCUGGCUGAGUCACUCAUCUAAGUAGAAUAAGAAUCUCCUAUAGAGAAGAACCCUGUAGUGGAGAUGUAAUCCUUAACACUGCAUCAGUAACACACUUUACAUAGUUGCCUAGAGAUUUCCACUGUGUGUACUAGAGGAUAAGAGUGUAAUACUGUGAGUGUUAGCAUCAGUAUGAUUAGCGUUUCCCAUUGAGAAUAAAUUGAUUUGUAUCUUGUCGCAAUGGUAUUAUAGGAUUGGAGAACUGUCAUUGAAUAGAGCAGUCGGGAAUGUAGUCUAUUAUGUGUAUUAAAGUCAAAUAAUUCCUCUACACUAUUGUGGAAGUACUAAGAUGCAUUAAUUCUGCUCAGUUACUAAUUGAAUUCCACCCAUGUCUCAGUUUUGGAUGUCUGCUGUUUCGACGACGAUGCCCAUCCCUUCUGGAGCCUUCAUGCCUGUGUUCAUACUCGGUAAACAGAAGCGCAACAUUAUAGUAUGUCAUUAGUCUUAAUAUGAACACAAAUUCCAUAUCAGUUUUAAAUAUUUAGUCUCAUGUAAAUUGACAUUAUCGUUCGGUGGUGAAAUAAUCUGAUAGAGCGUUCCAACAGUACAUGACUAUGGCAUAAAGCAUAAUGGGUAAUCAUGAAGUAGAGCAUUCUGGGUAGUUUUUAAUCAGUGUACCUUCAAGGAUGAGAUGUCAUAUAUAACCAAAGAGUGAAAAAUCAUUAGUGAGCCACAGAGGUAGAUGAGUGCUUAGGAGAAGGUCAAAUGAACAUUGAGUGGCGGAGGAGGGGGGAUAAAUGUCAGAUAGCCAACAUAAUAGCAACGUAAACAUGACAUUCCACCUCCCAUAUCCACCAUCAUCUCUUUCUUCCCAGGAGCCUCUUUCGGCCGACUGGUGGGGGAGAUCAUGGCUGCCCUCUUCCCCCACGGGAUUCUGUUUGAUGGAAUCUUGUACCGCAUCAUCCCAGGAGGGUACGCAGUCAUUGGUCAGUCUCCCUUUCCACCUCCUCCUCUCCGUCUCUGUCAGUGCCUGCCCGUCAUCACCCUAUUGUCCCUUUGAUGUGAUAGUAAAAUGUCACUGUCUGUUCUCUCUCCUGUCCUCCGCUGUCUCGGUGACCCAUAAACCUAUACGCUACCAUUCAUCUUCAUCUUCUCUCUCUCGCCCUACACACCCCCUUCCCCUCCUCUUUACCUCUGCUCCUUUUUUCCAUCCACCCAUCACCCCCACCCCCCCUUUCAUAUCUCCAUCUCCUGUGGAUCAUCCAUCCCUUCCACCUGAAAAUGACUUCUUUCUCCCCUUUUCUCUUUCUCUCCCUCCCCAUCCCUCUCUCCCUUCCUCUCUUCCAUUUCUCCCUCUCUCCCCCCUUUCCCUGCUCUUCUCCCGCCUCUCUCCCAGGAGCGGCGGCACUGACCGGGGCGGUGACCCACACGGUGUCCACGGCGGUGAUCUGCUUCGAGCUGACGGGCCAGAUCUCCCACAUCCUGCCCAUGAUGGUGGCGGUGAUCCUGGCCAACAUGGUGGCCCAGGGCCUGCAGCCCUCGCUCUACGACUCCAUCAUCCAGAUCAAGAAACUGCCUUACCUCCCUGAGCUGGGCUUUGGACACAUCAGGUGUGCAGAGAGAAGCUGCAACCGAGGUGACAUGUUGGCUCUGAGGGACCCAGUCGUAUUGAGGGUCCCAUGCGAAAACAAUGAGUUGUUUGAGUCAAUAUGGCCGCCUCAGCAUGCUUGAUUCUUCAACAUAGACACACCUGAAGUACACAAGUGUUGAGCAUGAUUGAAUGAUUGGCAUUUCCUUCUGACUUACAGCCAGUAUAACAUCUUUGUGGAGGACAUCAUGGUUAGGAAAGUGAAGUUUCUCUCGUUACAGUCCACCUACAGGGAGUUGAUACACCUCCUGGACUCCACUUCUCUCAAAACGAUACCACUAGUGGAUUCAACAGGUAAAAUGAAUGUAUUUUUCGUGAACGUGAGGAUAUAUUUCAGUGUCUUCGAAUCAUUUCUUGAGUGGUUCAUCAUGUGACUCUCUCUUCCCUGUAGAUUCUAUGAUCCUAUUAGGCUCUAUCGAGCGGUCAGAGCUUCACGCUCUCUGUGAUUGGUGGCUCUCUGCUGAGAGGCGGAUCCUUAGGCAGGAACAGCGUUUACAGGAGCAGAACCAGUAUGCCAAAGACAGCUGGGAAUCCUUUGCCUUUGUGGAUGAAGAUGAUGAGGAGAGUGGAGAUAAGGUUUGUCAGAGAGACCGAGGGUAAAUGUUCAAAAGGAGUCAAAAACAAACUCUUAGAAAAUCAAUCAAGUCAAAGUUUAUUGGUCGUGUACACAGAUAUGCAGAUGUUAUCGCAGGUGCAGCAAAAUAGGGUUCUAAAAGGGUUAUUCUACAGGGACUAGGUUCUACAUGGGUCUACAUGCAACUUUUUUAAUUCAAGAAGGUUCUUCGGAGGGUUCUAAAACGAUUAUUUGUUUGGUGACAAGGUUCUACCUGGAACCAAAAAGUGUUCUUCUAUAGGGACAAGCUGGAAAACCAUUACUGAAGCAUCAUGUGGCAAGGAACUUAUUGUAUUAUGUCAUUAUUCAAGCUGUGAAUGUGAUGAUUGACUGUUUUGUUAAAUUUCCCAGAGCACCCCAGUUCAGGAAGAGCGAAAUGGCCCCCUGCCAUCUCCUAAACCGCAGGAGCCCUCGUCCAAUCACACAGCUCCUGGUGAGUUGAACCAUCUCUGUGGAACAAUACUUCUAUGGGUGCCUGGCAACAGUCACCUAUUAUUAUACAGCUUAUUGCAUAAUCAUAUUAUUAUACAGCUUUGAAUUAUUUAGUUAUCAAUCUCAACAUCAAGACACCUUUGUAAAAUACUUUGACCCUCCUCCAUCACAUCUUUUAUCAUCUGUCCUUUUCAGACAAGGGCCCUCUUCAGUCGGUUAGGAGAACUCUACAGAAUAUCUUCUCCUCCCAAGACAGACAGGCAGAGGGACAGUCACAGGUAGUCUAUAACUGUGUGUGUACAGAAUGUCUGUGUCUGUUUCUGUGCAUGUGACUGUACGGUAGUGCUGAGUGAAUAACCAAAAUGUUGGUUAUUUUUCGGUUUUUAAACAAGUAAUUGAUCAACUUCAGUUAAAUUAUUAGAAUUUCAGUUAGUUCAGUUUUUUUCUGUGAGCUCAAUGCGCAUUUUCUCUAGAGAUAAAUCAGAUCAAGCCCGAACUGUGCGAUGUAGUAGGGAGUUGUAGUUUUCAACAGGCCAAUAUUCUGGUAAUUAACUACAAUGACCAUAAUCCAUUGUGCGCCUACUUGUCCGGUCCAUGUGGUAGAGAUGAGAUGAUGACUUGGAAUUCAAUAAUAAAGUCAUCAAAUAAAACAAAUGUAAUAUACACUGAUUAUACAAAACAUUAGGAACACAUGCUCUUUCCAUGACAGACUGACCAGGUGAAUCCAGGUGAAAGCUAUGAACCUUUAUUGAUGUCACCUGUUAAAUCCACUUCAAUCAGUGUAGAUGAAGGGGAGGAGACAGGUUAAAGAAGUAUUUUUAAGCAUUGAGACAAUUGAGACAUGGAUUGUGUAUGUGUGCCAUUCAGAGGGUGAAUGGGCAAGACAAAAUAUUUAAGUGCGUUUGAACGGGGUAUGGUAGUAGGUGCCAGGUGCAACGCUGCUGGAUUUUUCACACUCAACAAUCUCCUGUGUGUAUCAAGAAUGGUCCACCACCCAAAGGACAUCCAGCCAACAUGGCCCAGCAUCCCUGUGGAACGCUUCCGACACCUUGUAGAAUCCAUGCCCCAACGAAUUGAGGCUGUUCUGAGGGCAAAAGGGGAUGCAACUCAAUAUUAGGAAGGUGUUUCUAAUGUUUUGUACACUGUGUACACAACUGAAAUAUUUUAUUAAAGUAAUGUGAAUAAAGUGAUAAGCAGUAAUGGGCAGUCACUGCCAUCAUGGGACUUUUAUUAAUUGUUUUAUUCUGUGUCGUUACAGCAUACAACUCACAUAAUGCAUAGGGCAUUUAAUGUAAAAAAAAAUUAUCAUCAAAAUCGAAAACGUGAUAAUUUUUUCAUAAUCGAAUCAAAACUGAACCAACCUCAAAAAGCACUAAUCGCUCAGCACUACUGUACGCACACCAAUGUCUUCCUAACGAUCACUAAAGUAUUUCUGAAGUCAAAAAUUUAGCAGCAAAUAAAUGACUGGGGUAAUGAGCCGUUGAGAUGUAGAUAGUCUAUCCUUGGCAGUUAAAUUGAAAACCAGAUUUCAAGAUGGGAAAUAUAAAUAUUUAUCCAUUAUAUUUGCAUGGGAUGAAUCUUAUUACUGGGCUCUGCUCUUUAUGUAAACACACUUCUUUAUCUAAUUGAGUGUGACAAAUGAAUUCACAAAAAUUGCAAAUGGGUAUUGCUCCCUAGUCAAACAUAUUCCCUCUGAGUUCUCUCAUAUGAAAAUCAGCAUAUGAAAUAUGGUUAUUAUUUGCCUGGUAUGGCUGGAUGGCUUUUCAUAUUACAAAUGUAUACUGCAAAUAUGAAAAACAAUGUAUGUUAAUGAUACUAUUCAAUCUCCCUAUUCAUUGUUGAUCAUAAUAUUUUGCCACUCAUCAUAGUUUUACUACUGGAUAGCCCAGCCUUUGGAUUGAAUUGUACACCCCAAACUUGUUACUAUUUCAUUUUGAAAAGCCAAGUCCAUAACUAUUUUAUACUCAAGGAUGUGCUUGUAAGUAUGGGAAUUGAAUUGGAUUCAUACUAUUCCUGCUGCACAAAGUACUGUCUAUCUCUCUUUUCAGUCUUGAUUUGUCAAUUUUCCCACACAAGCCCAUCGUUGUUGUAGAGUCUUCUACUGGCUAGCACAGCCUUGGGGUUGAAUUGUACACCCUAAACUCAUUACUAUUUCAUUCUGAAAAGUUAAUAUUAUGUUUUACACAAACGCCUGGCUUAAAAAACCAACAAGAGUACAUCCAUGAACAUGCAGCCCACACAAAACCUGUUAUUCUUGACUCUGUAUUCAACCAAAUACGGUACAUAAUUCAAUAUAUUUUGAAGAGACAAAUAUUAGUAAUUGGUUUCAAGAACAGCGAUAAUCAGCUAGGUUAUGGGAUGCAGAAAAUGUGGGCAACAAAAAAUGUGUGCAUGACGUUAGUCAGGAAGUGUCUUAUCUUACCUCCCGCUAUUUUCUCUCUAUCUCAUCAGGAGCCUUGCGCCAACCCUCCCCUGUCCGAUACGAUGACACCAGAAGAGGUAACUGAUCUCAUUCAGGUCCACUUAAGUGCGGUCCCAAGAACUUUACAUCCCCUGGUGGCAGACCAAAUGAUUAGAGUAGGCUGCAUUGUACAUUUUCCAACACUUUUGACCUUGUCAAAAGAGUCUGGGCUAAUAUGUUGAAACCCUUAAGAGGGUUAAAAAGUGUCAACAACCCUAAAUCUCUUAUGGAGGCAGUUGACGUUGAAGGUUGCAUUUUAGAGUGUAUUUAGCCAAUUACAGUGUUGUGUUUCUUGACCUUGUGUCUUAUUGGCUGGUGCAGAUCAAAGAAUGGGAGGAGGCCGAGAUGGACAAGCCAAUGGAAAUUGAUCAGAUCCGAAUAGAUCCCUCCCCUUUCCAGCUGGUGGAGAGGACAUCACUACACAAGGUUGGUUGAAGUGCUGCCAAUUCAUACCAAUUUGGAGAUACAGUAUCUGACAUAAUGUCUAGACACAAGUGAAAUACAACCGAUAGUAGAUUUGCUCAGAACAGAAGCCAUAGCAGAAUGUUGAACCUAGAGCAGUUAAAAGUGGGGCCUAAUUUGACGUCUGACCUUUUCUGCCUGUCCCAGACCCACACUCUUUUUUCAUUACUGGGCCUGAGUCAUGCCUAUGUCACCAGUAUCGGAAAACUGGUGGGUGUUGUGGCACUUAAAGAGGUAAGAAAAUGACUUUUUUUUUUCUCAUUUUCGCUUUCUUUUAUCUCUCUCUCUAUUUCUACUCUACAGUAUUUCAUUCUCUUUUGCUUGUGACUGAACCUGACAAUUUAGUAAGGGUUGAGUCAUAUUGCCAUAUGAGUCUACUUAUCAUGCUAUUUUCAUGUAAUUCAAUGUUGUGUUCUUCUAAUGUUUCCCCUCUCUUUCCCUAUCCCUACAACCCCAUUCUCUCUUAGCUCCAAAAGGCCAUCGAGGGCUCUACGCGUAGCGGGGUCCGGCUACGUCCCCCCCUGGCCAGCUUCCGCAACAUCAGCCGAAAGUCAUCCAAGCCCCAGACAACCUCCGCCCCCUCCUCCCCUCUCUCCCCCGCUCCCGUCGUCCCCCACGCCCCUGCCCCACCACCACCUCCCCUGACACAGGAGGAGGAAGAGAUGGAGGUGUGGAUCGAGGGCACGAGGCGGGAGGUGGCGGAGGUGAUCAGCAGUAGUAGCAGCAGCGGAACGGGGAGCAGCAGUAGCAACAGUAGCCCUUCGCUACCCCACUCCUCGCCCCUCUCCAUCCCCCUCACCUCACCCCUCUCCAUGCCCCUCACCGCCUUCUCCACCCCCCUCACCGCCCUCCGGCCUGCCACAGAGCAGCAAGUGGAGGAGGAGGAGAGUGAUGAUGAGGAGCCCAUCUAG
Coregonus sp. 'balchen' is the source of this 15952-nucleotide messenger RNA. Lineage: Eukaryota; Metazoa; Chordata; Actinopteri; Salmoniformes; Salmonidae. The record is from the annotation of a GenBank genome assembly.